AGUUAUGCGGUAAUUUUGUUUCAAUUUGUUUCAAUUUGCUGAUAUCUUGUUAGUUUUACGUAUCAUGCUUUCUGUGGACAUUGGCACUAAUUUUCCCGAGGGAAUAUAAACUAAACAGAACAAAACCCCACUGAAGUCAACAAAAACUUUCUCGUUUUAUGGAUAUGGGUUCAUUCAGUUUUCUGCCUUAUUCGCGUGCUGUCUCAGCUCCGGAAGUCAUGUUACUCCAAUGGUUUUUCUGUUUGCUACCGUUAUUUGUGAGUUUGCCGCAACGUAUACAAUGUUUCGGCAUGCAUCUCAUGGAGAUUUCUGAGACGGAUCGUUCACAAAUCGUCUGUACACUCGCGCUGCUGCAGAAAUAUUUUCAAUAUGGUGAACCACUCUCGGGUUCGAUCAUCUCAAUGAGUUUCACAACAGCCUCAUUACACAUUCAACAGAAUUUGUUGAAUGCCUUUCAUACGCAGGUCGCCGUACCAUGGACAGUUGUGGUGCGAAAUCCACGUCAACCAGCGCACAACGUGAGGUCUACUAUGACUUUGCAUGAGAAGCCACAGUGUUACUUCAUUGUUAUUGAGAACUUGGAGGAUGGUGAUUUGGAAGAUGUUUUCGAAGAUUGGAAAACAAAUAUAAAUUGGAACCCGCUGGCACAAUUCGUUGUCUAUUUGGCUUCAGUCGAGGAAACCGACGACGAGAUGACCGAAUUGAUGAUAGAAAUACUACUUAGCUUUAUGAAUAAGAAGAUUUACAAUGUUAAUGUGAUUGGCAGAAAUGAAGAGAAUGGCUUCUACUAUGGAAAGACAGUGUUCCCAUAUCAUCCAGACAAUAAUUGUGGUAAUCGGGUAAUAGCCAUAGAGACUUUGGAUAUGUGUGAUUAUCAAGAUGACAGUAAGCCAAAAUACGAGUAUAAUUUUGAUGAAGAAGAUGAUGGAGAAGAAGUCGUUGGCGAUGACGAAGAUUAUGAUGGAGGACAAGGCGAUGACGCAGGGAAUAAUGAUGGUACAGUUGAAGAAAAUAAUAACGAAGGCGGAGUGGAAUAUGGAGAGGGAAAUGAGAAUAAAGAUGAAGACGAAGAAAGAAAUGGAAAUAGAAGUCAAGAUACUGAUGAUAAUAACAGUGAUGGAGAGGGAGAUACAAAUAUAGAUGAUGGUGGUGUUGCUGGUGGUGGAGAAAUGAAUGGCAAUAAAGAUGGAGAAAGCGGUGUGAUAGGAGAUGAAAUCAGAGAUGCGGACGGAAAUGAAAGGUUAGAGGAAGAAAUUGAUAGCGAACGAGGAGAAGAACGAGAUAUAGAAAUAUAUAGUGAUCGCAAUGAGAUUGGACCUCUCAAAGUUAACCAAAAUAGUGUAGAAUUGGAGGAAAAAAUGCCAAUCAAUAAUGAAGAAGUGAAAGAAAUCACGGGGAAUGAAAAUAAAAAACAAAAUGGCAGCAAGGAUCAAUUGGAUCAGAUAGUUUGGAGGGGAGAGUGGCUUGGAUACCAACAUGAUUAUACGAAGAAUAAUAAAGAGUUAAUUGUGAUCGAAAAUGGAAACAAAAUAGGAAAAAGAAAGCAAAAUACGAAAGAAAACGAAAAGGAAAGUAAAGAAUAUAUAACCAGCAACUUGAGCUGGAGUUAUAAAAAUUUUGGACGACGAAGUCAAGCAAACCUUAAAGCUGAUACAGAAACCCGAUUAAAAACUAUUUUCGAUGACAAAAAGAAACCCAAGAAAAAACACAAUUCAAAGGUUACAAAGAAAAAUAACAACCUAUACCAAAAACAAUAUCUACAAAAACAACAAAAAUUCAUUGAAUACAAACAGGACGACACAAAUGACUUGCAAACACAGAAAAUUUACCUACAGGAACUAUAUCGAGCAUCGUUCUUUGAUAAGUUCCCAAAAGAUCUCAGCGGUUGUCCAGUUGUAGCCGCUUUUCGACCCUGGGAACCAUACAUCUUCAAAGAAGCCAGUGAGCAUGAGAGCAAAGCAGACAACAACCACAGAGCUGAUGAAAGCUACGAAGAAUUAGCCACAGAGGCGGCAGCGUAUGACACAGAAAAUGAGGAAAAUACAGAACAUAGUGAUAACGACACUUAUAACGAUACGGAUGAAGAUGCAGAGGCAGAUAACUCAUACAACGAUGUAGACACAGCCGAUCUGAAUGAUGAGCCAACGGUGAAGUUGAAUGGCAUCGAGUAUCAGUUGGUACAGACUAUCGGCGAGCGUUUACAUAUAACAAUAGAUCUGCAACUGGAGAAUACCAAUCUCUAUCAUCUGUUCCAACAACUCAUUGAUGGUGACAUUGAAAUGAUCUUGGGUGGCAUCGACGAAGAUCCCAGCAUCAGUCAAUUUGUCUCCAGCAGCAUUGCCUACCAUCAGGAUGAUCUCACGUGGUGUGUGGCGCGAGCGAAACGCAAAUACGAUCUCUUCAAUUUUCUGCAAAGCUUUCACAUUAGCACUUGGCUCUGUACGUUGGCUUUCAUUCUCAUAUCUACGUUGAAUAUAUGUCUCGCACAAAAGCUGUUAAACAUACGUUUGAUCUUUUUCGGUGGUUUCUUUGCCACUUUUGUGCGCAUACUCGGCGUUAUACUCAGCCAAUCGACACAGCUCACACGUUUACCCAAUUCGCUACGCAUCACUUUCGGUAGCACAUUCUUUUUGGCCAUAAUGUUUGUCAAUGUCUAUCAGAGCUUUUUGGUUAGCACCUUGACCACACCGAAGUCGUCCUAUCAAAUAAGUCACUUGGAAGAAAUUUACCGCAAUCGCAUGACUGUUACGGGCAGUGUGGAGAAUGUGCGACAUCUGAAUAAGGAUGGUGAGAUUUUCAAGUAUAUCCGCGAAAAGUUUCAAAUGUGCUACAACAUCGAGGAGUGUCUCAAUCGCGCCGCCUCGGAUGAAAAUCUCGCAGUCGCUGUUUCGCGUCAGCAUUCCUUCUACAAUCCACACAUUAAGCGCGAUCAGCUUUACUGCUUCGAUCGUAAUGAGAAUCUCUAUGUGUAUUUGGUUACCAUGUUAUUGCCGAAGAAAUUUCAUUUGCUGCAUAAAAUCAACCCUGUCAUACAGCAUAUCAUCGAAUCGGGCCAUAUGCAGAAAUGGGCGCGAGAAUUGGACUUGAAGCGUAGGAUACGCGAGGAAAUACAACGCGCUCAGAAAGUGCUCGUGAAGAGUUUAACUAUCAAACAGGUCGGUGGCAGUUUCGCUCUCCAUGUCAUGCUGUCCACACUGGCAGUGGUAAUAUUUCUAUUUGAAUGCUGGACCCAUUGGAUGGUGGUAAAGCGGCGCACCCGUUUAAGAAUGGUUAAAUGGUUACACCGCAAAUUUAGUUCGAGGUGAGAAGUGGAG
Messenger RNA from Zeugodacus cucurbitae (melon fly), 3314 nucleotides. RefSeq lists its product as uncharacterized. NCBI's taxonomy places the organism in Eukaryota, Metazoa, Arthropoda, Insecta, Diptera, Tephritidae. The transcript has 3 exons. The record is from RefSeq and is a predicted model, not a curated record. The coding region runs from base 159 to 3305 and encodes 1048 amino acids.